Molecule: messenger RNA, 2291 nt
Organism: Oryza sativa Japonica Group (Japanese rice)
Lineage: Eukaryota; Viridiplantae; Streptophyta; Magnoliopsida; Poales; Poaceae
Source: RefSeq, a predicted model, not a curated record
UACUCGUAGCUCUCUCUUUGCAUUCAUACCAUUCCAACCAAAACACACACACACGCAUAUGGCCAUAUAUAGCUCGCACGUAUAUAAACGUCAAAAAGGGUGGCUCUUUUCGUAGUUCGAGCACCAAUCUCCUAGCUAUAGCUAGAGCUUUUGCUUUCUUGCUUGCAAGCUACAGACUCCGGGAAAGAUCAAAGAACCUUUCCUUUUGGUGUGUGUGUGUCUCCGAGCUUCAUCUUGCUUUCGGUGUCUUGGGGAGAGAGAUCGAGAUGGACAUGAACAGUGGUUGGCUUGGCUUCUCCUUGUCUUCUUCCUCGGCGAGGGGUUAUGGAGACGGCUGUGGUGAGGGAAAUGGAGGUGGAGAUGGAGAUGGCUCGUGCUCGUCGCCUGUUGCAGCUUCACCUCUCGUGGCUAUGCCGUUGCACUCUGAUGGAUCUGUGCACUAUGAUGCUCCAGAUUGGAGGCAUGCAGAGGCCAAAGACCCCAAGCUUGAGGACUUCAUGAGCGUCAGCUACAGCAACAAAAGCAGCAGCAACCUGUACGGCAGCAGCAGCAGCAGCAGCUGCGGCCACGCCGACCAGAUCAAAUACCAUCAUGUCCAUGACGUCCAAGCUUUCUCGACGCCGUACUUCUACGGCCAUGGCGGCAGCGGCGUUGGCAUCGACAUCAACAUGAAUGCGCCACCGGCAGGCUGCACAGGCGUCCUGCCGGACCACCGACCACCUCCGCCGCAGCAAGACCAUAUCUUCCUGCCUCCCCAUGGCCAGUACUUCCUGGGCCCACCGAACCCAAUGGCGCCGGCGCCGAUGUACAACGCCGGCGGCGGCGGCGGCGGCGUCGUCGACGGAUCCAUGUCGAUCUCCGGCAUCAAGUCGUGGCUCCGGCAGGCAAUGUACGUGCCGGAACGGUCAGCGGCGGCGCUGUCGCUCUCCGUGCCGGCCGCUCCCCCGAGCGAGGCGCCGCUGCCGCCGGCGGCGAUGCCGGUGGUCCGCAAGCCCGCUCAGACGUUCGGGCAGAGGACGUCACAGUUCCGUGGCGUCACCAGACAUAGAUGGACUGGAAGAUACGAGGCUCACUUGUGGGACAACACUUGCAGGAAGGAAGGCCAGACCAGGAAAGGAAGGCAAGUUUACUUAGGUGGCUAUGACAAGGAGGAGAAGGCUGCAAGGGCUUAUGAUUUGGCAGCACUCAAGUACUGGGGUCCAACAACUCACAUAAAUUUUCCAUUGAGCACUUAUGAGAAGGAGCUGGAGGAGAUGAAGCACAUGACAAGGCAGGAGUUCAUUGCCCACUUAAGAAGGAACAGCAGUGGCUUCUCGAGGGGAGCAUCCAUGUACAGAGGGGUGACGAGGCAUCACCAGCACGGGAGAUGGCAGGCAAGGAUUGGAAGGGUCGCAGGGAACAAGGACCUGUAUCUCGGCACCUUCAGCACGCAGGAGGAAGCGGCGGAGGCGUACGACAUAGCGGCGAUCAAGUUCCGCGGCCUGAACGCCGUGACCAACUUCGACAUCAGCAAGUACGACGUGAAGCGCAUCUGCUCCAGCACCCACCUCAUCGGCGGCGACCUCGCGUGCCGCCGCUCCCCGACGCGCAUGCUACCACCGGACGCUCCGGCCGGCGCCGCCGGCGUCGACGUCGUCGUGGCGCCGGGCGACCACCAGCAGAUCAGCGCCGGUGGCGGCGGCGCGUCCGACAACUCGGACACCGCCUCCGACGGCCACCGCGGCGCGCACCUGCUGCACGGCCUGCAGUACGCGCACGCCAUGAAGUUCGAGGCCGGCGAGAGCAGCGGCGGCGGCGGCGGAGACGGCGCCACCACCAACUGGAUGGCCGCCGCCGCCGCCGCGGCGCGCCCGGUCGCCGGCAUCCCGACCACCGUGCACCACCAGCUCCCGGUGUUCGCGCUGUGGAACGACUGAUUUUUAAUUCCAUUCCCGCGAUCUCUGCUAGUACAAUAUUUUUUUUCUACUGUGCCGCACGCGCGUCGUCGUCGCACGUAGUAGUACGUGGUUAGCGCCAUACUGCCAUGCGUGGUACUAGUGCUUUUGUGCACUAGCGGCGGGAGACUGCUACGCAUGUGACGACCGGACCCGGGGGCGCGUGCGGUGCGCGCAUAUAUAUUGAUGUGAGCCCAAAGCUGUGCAGGGCGUGAUGCAUGCGUGUCUCACGGUUGGCAUCUUCUCCCCCCGAAGGUGGCGACAAUUUUGCCGCAUUUUGUAACGGUUUUAACAUGCAUGCUCUAUAUAUGCGCUAGCUCCACCGGAAGCAUACGAUUUCUCCGGAUUUUUACUGUA